GGCAGCAUAGCUUCUCUUUUCUCCCAUCACCUCUUUUCCCCCUCUCUCUCUCUCUCUCUCUCUCUCUCUCUCUACUGAAUAGAAUCCCCUUUUCAUUUCCCUCCGCAGAUCUUCACAUUCCCACUAGCCAAACUCUAAUUUUCUCUGUCCUUGCAACUGUCUAUUCAUUCCUUGGUCUCUCUAUUACAACUCUAUGAUCGGUUUCAUCCGAUGAUUCUAGAACCUUCAUGAAUCUCUACACCUUCAUGGACCCAACUUACCGCCAUCACCACCGCUCUCUACAUCCAUCUUACCAUGCCUGACCUGCGUAGCCGAGCACGCAGAAAUCGGGACCCUAGGAAAUCUACCUCGAAUCAGAAUCCGAUUAAGGUUACCGUAGAGACUCGACAGAGAAAAACCGCUGUGAACAAGAGGAAAAAGAACUCCGUCGCUGUUGAUGAUAAAAAUAAUAUUGUGAACCUUGAAACGACACCGUUGGUGGACCAGACUAGGGCUUUUAGAGAGGAGGUUGCAGAAAAGAAGAUGGAUGAGUUCGAUAGCGGCGGCCGCAGCGGCGAUAAGGGCCCUGGCGCUGAGGACGAGGGAAGCACCGCACCGCUGCCUGAGAAGGUCCAGGUUGGAGGCUCCCCAGUCUACAGAAUAGAAAGAAAACUGGGUAAAGGAGGUUUUGGACAAGUAUACGUUGGUCGUCGCAUUAGUCCCACAGCUGCAAAUGAAAGAACUGGCCCUGGAGCUGUUGAGGUAGCGCUGAAAUUUGAACAUAGAAGUAGCAAAGGAUGCAAUUAUGGGCCACCAUAUGAGUGGCAAGUUUACAAUGCACUUGGAGGCAGUCACGGUGUCCCACGAGUUCAUUACAAAGGUCGACAAGGUGACUACUAUGUCAUGGUAAUGGAUAUGCUUGGACCGAGUUUAUGGGAUGUUUGGAAUAACAAUUCGCACACGAUGUCCAUUGAAAUGGUGGCAUGCAUUGCUAUUGAAGCAAUCUCUAUACUAGAGAAGAUGCAUUCUAGAGGAUAUGUGCAUGGGGAUGUAAAACCUGAGAACUUUUUGCUUGGUCCCCCAGGAAGUCCUGAAGAAAAAAAGCUGUUUCUUGUUGACCUUGGAUUAGCAACCAGAUGGCGAGAUAGUUCAACUGGCCUGCAUGUUGAGUAUGAUCAACGCCCAGAUGUUUUUAGGGGAACAGUGCGUUAUGCAAGUGUUCAUGCUCAUCUUGGUAGAACUGGUAGCAGGAGAGAUGACUUAGAGUCUCUUGCUUAUACACUGAUUUUUCUUCUCCGUGGCCGGUUGCCAUGGCAGGGAUAUCAGGGUGAAAAUAAAGGGUUCCUAGUUUGCAAGAAGAAGAUGGCAACUUCCCCAGAAACUUUGUGUUGCUUCUGCCCUCAGCCUUUUCGUCAGUUUGUCGAAUAUGUGGUAAAUUUGAAAUUUGAUGAGGAGCCCAAUUAUGCAAAAUAUAUCUCCCUUUUUGAUGGGAUUGUUGGUCCAAAUCCAGAUAUUAGGCCAAUAAACACUGAUGGUGCCCAAAAGCUUAUUUAUCAAGUUGGACAUAAGAGAGGAAGAUUGACAAUGGAAGAGGAAGAAGAUGAACAACCAAAGAAGAAGGUACGGAUGGGUAUGCCUGCAACACAAUGGAUCAGUGUUUACAAUGCUCGUCGCCCAAUGAAGCAGAGAUAUCACUAUAACGUGGCUGAUGUGAGGCUUUCACAACACAUACAGAAAGGCAAUGAAGAUGGGUUAUUUAUCAGCAGUGUGGCUUCUUCCUCAAAUUUAUGGGCCUUGAUUAUGGAUGCUGGCACUGGCUUCACUGCUCAAGUUUAUGAGCUUUCACCUUACUUUCUCCACAAGGAGUGGAUUAUGGAACAGUGGGAGAAGAAUUACUACAUCAGUGCAAUAGCAGGAGCUAAUAACGGAAGUUCGUUAGUUGUGAUGUCUAAGGGGACCCAGUAUUUACAGCAGUCCUAUAAAGUCAGUGAUUCAUUCCCUUUCAAGUGGAUUAAUAAGAAAUGGAGAGAGGGUUUUUAUGUCACUUCCAUGGCCACUGCUGGAAGUAGAUGGGCAAUUGUUAUGUCUCGUGGGGCUGGAUUUUCUGACCAGGUUGUGGAGCUAGAUUUUCUAUAUCCUAGUGAAGGAAUUCAUAGGAGGUGGGAUAGUGGUUACCGCAUUACUUCAACUGCUGCAACUUGGGACCAGGCUGCAUUUGUUCUCAGUGUGCCCCGAAGAAAACCAGCAGAUGAAACUCAAGAGACACUUCGAACUUCUGCUUUUCCUAGUACACAUGUCAAGGAGAAAUGGGCAAAGAAUCUGUAUAUUGCAUCUGUAUGCUAUGGUCGAACUGUCUCCUGAGCAACUGAAGCUAUGUUGGGAAGCCAUUGAUGUUAUCAUGAUUUGGCUCCCGUGUAUUACCUAGAAGAGAGUUCUCACCACCAAAGGCCCUUUUUUGAUAAGCAAGCAUCCUCUUAAGCCAAAAUGACGCAUCACAGCAUUUGGGAGUUUAUGUAUGCAAAAAUUCUUCUUUACCGUCGCCAACACAUAGCACCAAUUACAAAUACCUGUGCACUGUCUUUCAAUUGCAUUGAGAUGUUUGAGCCAAUUUUAGAUCUCAUGUCCAUUAGGAUGGGUUGAUUUACCCAUUUGCCAAAAAAAAAAAAAAAUUGUAUAGUUAUGAACAGUAGUCACUUGGUUGAAGGUGCGUGCACAGGUGGUCAUGUUUUCAUUAUUAACAGUAUCAUGAUUUUGCAAAGGGUUCUUGGCAUUCUCAGUCAUCGAGUCUGUACUUAUUCCUUCUUCCUUGUUUUUGGACUCAAGGAUCCUUUUUAUCUUUCACCCAAGAACUUAUGGAAUGUCUGAAUCUGGCCUAAAGAGGGUUGUUACUUAUUUUGUACACUUUGAAGUAACCUCUUGUAAUAUUUUUUUAUUAUAUUAAUAUUUUUAUGCUAUAACCUUA
Hevea brasiliensis (rubber tree) is the source of this 2941-nucleotide messenger RNA. RefSeq names its product casein kinase 1-like protein HD16. The coding region runs from base 295 to 2340 and encodes 681 amino acids. Gene Ontology annotation, molecular function: ATP binding; protein serine/threonine kinase activity. NCBI's taxonomy places the organism in Eukaryota, Viridiplantae, Streptophyta, Magnoliopsida, Malpighiales, Euphorbiaceae. The transcript is spliced from 16 exons. Gene Ontology annotation, biological process: peptidyl-serine phosphorylation; endocytosis; signal transduction. The record is from RefSeq and is a predicted model, not a curated record. Gene Ontology annotation, cellular component: cytoplasm; nucleus.